GGGGGGGGGGGAACGGGGGCGUGGCGGGCGCAUGACGGAGCCGCCCGGGGAGAGCGAACCGGCGGGGCCCCCCCAGCCGCCCCCCCCCCGGCCCCGGGGCCGGGCACGGCACCAAGAUGCAGCGGCUGAAGCGGUCACUGUCCCUGCGGACGCUGCUGCGGAGCAAGAGCGUGGAGAGCCUCUUCCACGGCCGGGCGGGGGGGGGCAGAGCCCCGGGACCCCCCCCGUCCCCCCCCCCGCACCCACGGCUUCCAGCAGUACAUCUUCAAGAAGCAUUGCCAGUGCGAGCUGUGCCGGCAGCUCAUCGCAGGCAACUCGCGCCAGGGCCUGCGGUGCAAGGCGUGCAAGGCCGGCGUGCACCUCUGGUGCUCCGAGGGGAUCUCACACCAGCAGUGCCCUGGCAAGACGGCCACCUCUUUCCGCCGCAAUUUCAGCUCGCCCCUGCUGCUGCCGGAGCAGGGGGGCUCAUCGCAGGGUGACCCCCCCCCAGACCCUGGUGUGGACCCGGUGUACGAGGCGCUGCGGUUCGGCACCAUCCCUGGCACACGGUGCUGGCCCCCCCCGAGCUGCCCCCGGCAUCCAGGGUGACAAGGUGGCCGCUGGGGAAGAGAGCAGGGACACCCCGAGUGGCACGGGGAGCCCAAGUGACAGCGAUGUCACUGCAGCAGAGAGGGACAGCGUGGAGAAGAGUCCCGGGCAGCAGGCUGCCCGGGGCUCGGCGCGGCGGGACGGGGUGCCCAUGUUCUCCUACGUGGCUCUCUACAAGUUCGUGCCGCAGGAGCACCAGGACCUGGCACUGCAGCCCGGGGACAGGGUGACGCUGGUGGAUGACUCCAACGAGGACUGGUGGAAGGGAAAGGUGGGCGACCGGCUGGGCUUCUUCCCGGCCAACUUCGUGCAGCGCGUCCGUCCCGGCGAGAGCGUCUGGAGGAGCUGCCGCGCCGUGCAGGGUGACAAGGAGCAGGGGCGCAUGAGCCUCAGGGAGAACCAGAUCUGCGUCGGUGUGGGCAGGACCCAGGGCCUCGUCCGGGUGACCAGCGGGAGGAAGCGGGGGCUGGUCCCCGCCGAGGCGCUGACCGAAAUUUGAGGGACAACGGCCGGAUCGCCCCCGUGGUGUCCCCAUCCCCUUUCCAGUGCCACCACCCCCUGGAUCACCGCACCUCAGGAAGCCCCAUCCGGACAGUACUUGACACCCCCCCACCCCCCCAGA
Messenger RNA from Falco peregrinus (peregrine falcon), 1210 nucleotides. RefSeq names its product SH3 and cysteine rich domain 2 (gene STAC2). Lineage: Eukaryota; Metazoa; Chordata; Aves; Falconiformes; Falconidae. Gene Ontology annotation, biological process: positive regulation of voltage-gated calcium channel activity; skeletal muscle contraction; positive regulation of protein localization to plasma membrane. The record is from RefSeq and is a predicted model, not a curated record. Gene Ontology annotation, cellular component: extrinsic component of cytoplasmic side of plasma membrane. Gene Ontology annotation, molecular function: protein binding.